AUGUAUUCUGACCGUGGAGGCGUGACCAAGGCUUCGGUUAUCUUGGAGCCUGUAGGAGAGUCUCCCGGAGGCCAGGCUCCGGUUAUCUUAGAGCCUGUAGGGGAGUCUCCUGCAGGCCAGGCUCCGGUUAUCUUAGAGCCUGUAGGGGAGUCUCCUGCAGGCCAGGCUCCGGUUAUCUUAGAGCCUGUAGGAGAGUCUCCUGCAGGCCAGGCUCCGGUUAUCUUAGAGCCUGUAGGAGAGUCUCCUACAGGCCAGGCUCCGGUUAUCUUAGAGCCUGUAGGAGAGUCUCCCGGAGGCCAGGCUCCGGUUAUCUUAGAGCCUGUAGGGGAGUCUCCUGCAGGCCAGGCUCCGGUUAUCUUAGAGCCUGUAGGGGAGUCUCCUGCAGGCCAGGCUCCGGUUAUCUUAGAGCCUGUAGGAGAGUCUCCUGCAGGCCAGGCUCCGGUUAUCUUAGAGCCUGUAGGAGAGUCUCCUACAGGCCAGGCUCCGGUUAUCUUAGAGCCUGUAGGAGAGUCUCCUGCAGGCCAGGCUCCGGUUAUCUUAGAGCCUGUAGGGAAGUCUCCUGCAGGCCAGGCUCCGGUUAUCUUAGAGCCUGUAGGAGAGUCUCCUGCAGGCCAGGCUCCGGUUAUCUUAGAGCCUGUAGGAGAGUCUCCUGCAGGCCAGGCUCCGGUUAUCUUAGAGCCUGUAGGGGAGUCUCCCGGCGGUGACUUCCCUACAGGGGAGGGGGGGGGAUCUACCUUAAUAGGUUAG
Molecule: messenger RNA, 747 nt
Organism: Procambarus clarkii (red swamp crayfish)
Lineage: Eukaryota; Metazoa; Arthropoda; Malacostraca; Decapoda; Cambaridae
Source: RefSeq, a predicted model, not a curated record